This is a messenger RNA of Galendromus occidentalis (western predatory mite), 2576 nucleotides long. RefSeq names its product monocarboxylate transporter 12. The coding region runs from base 1 to 2250 and encodes 749 amino acids. Gene Ontology annotation, molecular function: transmembrane transporter activity. The transcript has 11 exons. NCBI's taxonomy places the organism in Eukaryota, Metazoa, Arthropoda, Arachnida, Mesostigmata, Phytoseiidae. The record is from RefSeq and is a predicted model, not a curated record. Gene Ontology annotation, biological process: transmembrane transport.
AUGUCAAAGAAAGAACUUCUCUCGAACUCUACAACGAGCUCGGGAACGAACACUGAUGCCGAUGACGGACCUCGAGCACGAACGUGGAGCUCGUCUACGCAACAGACGAACACGCUCACCGGAGACGACGCUCCGACAUUCAAAGUCCCGGCGCCGACGACUCUCGAGGAACAUCGACGUUCCUCCUAUGUCGGAAGGGAUUCGGCACCCCCGACAGCUACCGCUGCCAAUUUGAGCAGACGAGAAGCCGAGCAAAAGAUCGCAACUAUUCGACAGCAUUACUAUCCGGAAGGUGAAUGGGGCUGGGUCGUUAUGGUGUGCUGCUUCACCGUGAAUGCGAUCACUUACGGGCUCCAGCUGAAUUAUGCCUCCGCCAUGCACAAAUACAUCGUUCAACGCCACGGACGGGAUAAAUAUUUUCUCGCAUUCUAUCCCGGGGCGAUUUCACUGGCAUUGUCGACAUUCAUGAGUCCGAUCAUCGUGGCGACUUGUCGUAAAAAGUCGCCGCGAGUGACCGCGAUCAUGGGCGGACUUAUCUCGACGCUGGGCUGCCUCUUCACAUCGUUCACGACUCAAUUUCACCAAAUCUUCGUGUCGUGGUGUUUCGUUGUGGGCAUCGGACUUGGGAUCGUCCGCGAAGCCGCUAAUAUAAUGGUCGGAUCGUAUUUCAAACGAAGAAGAGAAUCAGUCGAGCUAGUUUGCCUCAUGGGAACCGGAAUCGGAGUAGCGCUAUUUAAUCAUUUUCUACAUCACGUACUCAGUAAACUCAAUUGGAGGUUCGGACUUCAAGCGACAACAGGACUCCUGUCAUCUCUAUUCAUCAUCGGGAUGCUUUACCGUCCCGCUUCGCUUUAUCAUCCGCAGCGAAGAGCCAUAGUUCACCUCAAGAACCAGCGACGGAAGAUCAAGGAGAAGAAUCCAACAACACAGAAAGCUCCAUUCUUCGAAUUCUCCACCCUUCGAACCAAGACUGUCAAAGUCCUCAUGGCAGUCUGUUUUAUGGCAUCCUUCGCCAUCUACACGCCUUUCCUGUUCAUUGUUCCUCUGGCGGACAAUGAGGACGGCGGAGCUGGAGUUGUAGACUCGUAUUUACUGCAAACCAUUGUGGGAUUAGCGCACGCGUUCGGCAGCUGUUUAUUUGGCAUGCUGGUCGUGGGGAAUAGCGACGAUUGCUAUGUCGGCAGAAGAUACCUAUCACAGGCCGGCCUACUCGGUUUAAGCUUCUCUUGUGUAUCUCCGCUGGCUCUUGGGGGCUUCCGAGGUCUUUCGUUACUCGCAGUCUUAUGCGGAGCCCUGUCAGGAGGUCUAAGCUACUCUCUGAAACUAUUAGUUUUCGAACGUCUACGGGCAAGGCACUUCUCGAGGGCGUGGGGUUUCGUGCAUUGGGCCAUGAGUCUACCUAUCGUGCUCAUCGUGCCGAUAACGCAAUUCAUUUCGGAUUCGUCCGCCGUAGGACCCGCAGGUCCUGGAAUCGCUCUUCCGGGAGCCACGCUGUGGGACUUCCGCGCGGCGUUUUACGUGUCCUCGGGCUGCGCUCUGCUCGCGUGCCUUCUGCUGUUCGCCCUGCCCGUAUCGCAUCGGGCAGCCUGUAGAAUCGUAUAUGCCGAUCCGUUUCAGAGGAACGGUAGCUUGUCGAGCAGUUGGCAUACGUGCAGUCUUUCGGGAAGUAGUAUUCGCAAUAACUCGAGCGCAUCAAGGAGAAAAGCAUCUCAAAACGUCAACGUGGGGAACGCCGGUACAGGAGUCGGAGCAGGAGCUGUACAGAACGCGCUCGGCAGUACAUCAUCUGGAAACGGGAGUGCGAGGUUCAGAGAGAGGCCCCACACCCCGGUCGGGAUAUCGCUGUCAGCGGGACCAGUUGCGUCGGGCUCUGGAAUGAACGGGCCACCUGAAGCGGAAGAAUGCGUUUCGUGUCGCCAGCGUUUGGACCGGCUUCAAAGAACGGUUUCGUGGGCCACUUCAGUUGAUCUGCUCAACGCGCAAAUCAGUGAUUUCGAGGACAAUGACGAUUUCAACGAAAUAGGCAAACGACCAGAGCUCCUCACGUGUAUAUCGGAAGAGGGUCUCGUUGAAAUGGUGGAUCCCACAAUACUUCUCUCGGAUUGCUGUGAAUGCGAACCCUUCGAUGAGGAUUUGAGUCCGUCGCCGGAAUCUCCAGUAAAGGAUAAACGUCCUCAAGGCUCUUUCGGCCAUCUGCAUCAGUGGCAGCCGGCCAUGACGCCAAUCGAAGAAGUCACUUCAACCGUGUAGUCGCUUUCGGGAACAGAAUAAUUUCUAGGAUCGAGCCGAUAGGUUCCGAAUCCGAUUCGAGGGACCUAAUCUAGAGCUCUCCACCCAGUCCAUGUCACCUGCACCGCAUCAACGAGGAGUCUCGUUCCAGCGGGGAGUCUUACCCGUCUCCGAUGGCCAGACUUCUUCCGAUGCUAGUCGAUGGUAGAGCCGGGACCAGGAAAGAUCCGGGUCCCAAGUUGUGGAACGAUAUGCAAAUCAUCUCACUAUUCAUUACGAAGGGGUCGAGUGUCCUCGAAGAAUUAAGGCGAUACCAAGAGAAAACUGCCGAAUCAUAUAUCCAAUUU